This is a messenger RNA of Bactrocera oleae (olive fruit fly), 840 nucleotides long. RefSeq lists its product as uncharacterized. Lineage: Eukaryota; Metazoa; Arthropoda; Insecta; Diptera; Tephritidae. The record is from RefSeq and is a predicted model, not a curated record.
AGCGGCUCAGUCGAAUUUUCGUGCUUGAACGUGCGCAUGCGCAUGCGCUGUAAUAUCGCAACGGUUAUCGCAGAGAGUAAAUACUUAUUUUUUUUUUCAAAUUUAAUUCAGUCAAUACACAAAAUAGACUUUAAAGGGCUUAACAUGUUGCCUAUUGUGACACAGUUGAACAUUUUCUUAUUGCUCUUUGUGCUCCACACACAAGCGCAUCCGAUUACCAACAACAAUGAUGCAGCGCUUGCGCAACCCGCAGUGGACAAUACCAAGCUUUUAUUUGAGGUCAAUGGUGGCACCGUCCAAAACGCGCCCAUUGCAGAGGACACACUGACGGCUGCCGCCAGUAGUCCAGACCUACGCAUCGACGAAGCGCAGCUGGCAGAAUACACGGUGCAUUCGCAAGCCGAGGAAAGUGGCAGUAGUAGCUCGGGCGGAUUUAGGAUCUCUUUGUUGCCGUCGCAAGAAAAGACUGCCGAGUCAGUAAAUCUGGAACAAGAAGGCAUACCGUCAAAGGUACUUAGCACAUAUGACAAGACCCAAAAGAAGGUGGCCGAUUUGACCAAUCUGCAACCUAUUGUGGACACCAUUAGUGAGCAUGAGAAAUAUGGCAAUAACGGUGAUAUGUUUGAUGGCAUAGCGCGCUCAAUUGUAAACGGUUACGAGGCUUUUUCGAAUCUCCUCAACGCUUUAAUACAGAAACCGAAGGAUAUCGCUCGUUCUAUUUCGAAGGGUAUUACGGCACAGCUGGAUGUUAUUGGCGGCAAAAUUGUUGGAUUAUGAAAAUAAUACCGAUUUUAUUAUAAAGAUUAGUUUUAUUUAAGUUAGAAGCAAUUGUUGAUUGUU